Molecule: messenger RNA, 1323 nt
Organism: Clonostachys rhizophaga
Lineage: Eukaryota; Fungi; Ascomycota; Sordariomycetes; Hypocreales; Bionectriaceae
Source: the annotation of a GenBank genome assembly
AUGGUGCCUACUUCACUGAUUGCAAUCUUUGGGCUGUUUGCCUUGACUGCCGCCGAUAUCACUGUGGUAGUCGAUGAGAAUGUGAAGCCCUUACCUCUCGAUACCUCUACGGCCGUUAGCUUGAGUACCGAACUGCUCAACCGGAGCUGCCCGGAGGAGCUGUCCGACAAGCUUCCGUACCGACCCAAAGUGUUAAUGUCAACCUUUACUGAAUUUGAGGCAUCGGACGAGGCGUUCGAGUCUAAAGACCAAAUCUUCCCUUCCUCUGACGGCCUUGUGCGAGGCGCCAUUGAGGCGUGGGCCAAACACCAGCAUCUCGUCCUGCGCCCCGACGAAGUCUGGUUUGAGAUCUUGACGCAGAUGAAUUUCUACAUGACAAAGCAUGCUGAAGAUAUCCGCCACCUAUUUGUUGACCACGAAGGCAAAGAAAUGAUCACUGUCGAGGAAACCUCCUGGCUUCGCGUCGUCGGUGCGUUUUCUCAGGCGAUCCAGGAGAGGAUCAAAACGCCGUGGCUCUAUGACUGGAUUAUGCCGGGCUUUACAACCAGUGACGAAAAUGAUGAGUUGACUGCCACCGUGCUUAUGAUGGGCCUGAUGCAGCACUAUUUUGAAUUUUUGGGCGGCAUCGUCUGUGGCCUACCGAAAGUUACACUUCUGGGAGAGCGUGAAGACUGGGUACAACUGUUGGAGAAACUUGACCAUCUCAAAGAAUUCGGUGAAGAGCCUGAGGAAUUCGCUCAAGAACUACGACCCAUCCUUAGCCGCUUUGUAGAAACUUGGGAUGAUCCAGAAAGUGACGAAAAGAAGCAGUUCUGGGGCCAAAUCGUCCGCGCGAAGAAGCAUUUCUCAUGUGGCGGCGGUGGUGCAGAGUAUGAUGUGUCUGGAUGGAUUACCGGAUUUCUGAAAUGGCGACCAAGUGGUGAUCUGCGGGUUUUCAAGAUGCCAGAGCGGGCAUUGGGUGAGGAUAAUCCUAAUUCAGACGCGAAUGGGGGUGGUUAUAAGAAUGGGGAGGUCGUUCUUGAUGGUGUCACUUACGUCAAAGAGGAACUUUUCACUAUCCCAAUUGGAUAUGCCAAGGUGCCGAUGAAGAUGUUGGACUUUCCUGAAAGGGGGACUAAUACAAUGGCAUAUCUCUUAGCAGGAAAUGUCGCUGUGAACAGAACCAAGACGUCGGAUGAGGAGUUUGUUAGAGCGCAGCCGUUGAGCGCAUGGUUCAUGUAUGCGCCAGUCGAUACUGACUACAAGGCGGAAUCCCCAAGUUAUGGUAGUCGCAGCGAGCUUGUGGAGAUUGGCGAAGCUAUUACGGAACAAUGCCCAGCUUGA